AUGACUGAUGAUAAAAUGCUGGAUGAUGGACCCUUAGGUCAGAUGGCAUUCAACAUGCUGCUGAAACUCUUGCAUAGUACUACUGGUGUUUAUUUGGCUAAAGUUGUCAAGACAUCUAGUUGCCAUUUUCUCCCCUACUGGUACACUGCCUGGAAGAGGCAAGCAGAGGAGAAACUGGCCAGCUGUUCACCAGCUCUUCACACUUGUGCACUAGCAUCAUUGGACACUGUCACUGUUACCGUCCUCUUGGAUCCAACCUGGCCUGAUGGCAGCAAUGUCUCGGUCUUACCCAAAUUCUACAUGGAGGAUGAAAACCUGAAGAUUCUGCUCCGAUCUGCUUUGGAAAUGAUCAGGCACUUGUGGUUUUGGAAAGAGAAAGCCAUUUUAGUAGUGAGCUGGAGUGGCAUACAGAUGGAACGGUGUAUUUUUGGAUUCUAUUGCUUAGUUCUUAUGGACCCAGGGCAAGUUUGGACCGGAACACUUAAUCCUCAGAAACGUGAGUCAGAACUGCAGUUGGCGGUCAAAGACAAUACCACUUUAGGUCCCAUCUUGGAGGACACAAUUGUAGCCCCCACAGAGUCCAUCUCUGGGGGAGAGCGGUGCCUUGGUUAUUAUGAUGUCAUGGGCCAGUGGGAUCCUCCGUUUAACUGCAAUUCAGGGAUCUACAAUUUUUGCUGUGGAACUUGUGGCUACCGCUUCUGCUGUCAAUUCACAAGUGGGAAACUUGAUCAAAGUGGUUGUUCGAAUUAUGAGACACCAGAAUGGGUCAACACAGGCCAACCACCACCUCGAGUAGAUGAGACUCCUCAGAAUCCUACCAAGGACAAGACCAACAUGAUUGUAUACAUUAUUUGUGGUGUGGUGGCCAUCAUGGUGCUGGUGGGUAUCUUCACCAAACUGGGACUGGAGAAAUCCCAGAGCCCUCAAGCUGAGAUUCCCAUGUCCAGAACACUCACAGAUCUUCUAAAGCAACCUGGACAUAGCUCAUCCGAUCACUUGCCUGAUGGCCAUAUCAGCAGUGUGCAGGUCCAGAUUGGUGAUAGCCUUUCUCGGGGAUCUCCCUCAAGUAACAAAGAUCAGAAACACCUGAACAAUGCUGUGAUCAACUCCUCCACAGCCUCACAGAUUGGGCUGUCACACUCACAUAACAAUCAGCUGCAAAUGACAAGUGUUUUGCCUAACCAGGCUUCAGAUUAUGCCAAAUAUGCCACUCUCAAGGCUGUAGAAAGCGCCCCAGAAGAAUUCUACAAGAGGUUUCCCAUGGUGGAGAUGCCAUCAUCAGGCACCUUGUCAUUUUCUCCCCUAACACUUCAUCGAAAUGAUCUCCCACCUUUUCCAGAAGGCACGGCUCUCAUUGGCUUGGGGACACCAGGACAGAAAACUAAAGUGAUGAAAACCAAUGCAGGCAGCCCUGUCUUCAAAAGGGGCUGGGAUCACAGCCAUCCUGAAUUUCGACGACAAGCUUAUGCCACCAGGCGUCAGUUCAGUAUUGAGAAGCUGCCUGAGGUCUUCAGCCAAACCCCCACUCAUUAUGAGCAGCAACAACGGCUUUUUUCCACUAAUAGCAAGACUGAGGUCACUGUCUAGAAUGGAUUUAUUGUUCAUUCCUAUAUUCUUCCCUUUGAAGCAAUUGGUGAAGUGGGGUCUGACAGCUUGGAAUGAAGUUGCUUCACUCAAGUGUCACUCCUAAAUCUGGAAGGAAACAUAGAAGAUAUAGAGAAAAGUAGAAUGCUUGUCAGAGCUGAUGAUUGUCUACAAUUGUAAUGGAACUCAUCCGUUCAAUUAGGCCAAUUUGACAAAACUUGGUUAGCAUGCUUGGUGAAACCAGUAUGCCUGUACUACCCUAUUGCUUGAUGUACUGCUAUUGUUCCUUAAUUCACUUUUUCAUCAUAUCAUACCAGAAUCAUCAAUACCAAGAGAAACCUUCAGGACUCUGUUACUGCAUGGAACUCCAUCAAAAGAGGGAAUAUAUUUCUGCCCUUCACAUUCCUACAAUGCUCUAACAAAAGACAAAAAUCACUCAUGCAAUAAUUAAUUGGUACCUUGUGUUUGGACAUUUACUCUAUAUUAUAUUUCUUCUCAAAUUUCUAUGUGGUUAAAUUUCUGGGGGAAACAAAGACAGGAUACAAAUCUAAUAAUAAAUAAAUAAAAAUAAACAGUCUGAAAUGGAAGCAUUAAGGACUGUGAGAAAAUAUAUGCCAUUUCCUUCAUUUUUAGCUCCACUUUUUCUCUCUGUAGCGUUUGCUUUAAUCGUAUUUUAAUAAGUCAUUUUGGGGUUUUGUAUAUAAAUAUUCUAUACAAUGAACAUGGUUUGCAUUCCCUUAAUAUUAUGGGUCUCAUAUUUAAGUGGACGACUUUAGAGGGUUGAAAAGAUCUGGGCAGAACAUAAGGUAUAAUUCCCACCAAAUUAUGAGAUUCAUGUAAAGUAUUUAACAACAUCUUAAUGGCAUCUUGUUAAAUCACAAAAGGCAUGUGUGUGAUCAUAUAAACAAACAUAUUUGUGAACUUAUAUUUGUAACAUCAUAAGUCAUUCCCCAUUGCCCAUAUAUAAAUAUUUAUUUAUUAGCUGUAUAAUAACAAAUUCAAAAUGUUGAUACUUCAGCCACCAUACUUCACUUUAUAUUACUCUAGUUCUUUUUGUUGAGUCUUUUUUCAUGAUCUCUGGACCACCAGAUCAGAUACAAUAUGAUCCACCAGUUGAUGUGUAAUUGGAAUUGUAAUCAUAUUCUGAUGCAUCUUCUAGCAUGGAAGAAGAUCUUUUUAAAUUGAGUUCCCGCUAUUAAAAUACAAAUGCUGAUUUUCCCUGAGAUGCAGCCAAAGGACACCUGUGGUAGAUACCAACUAAGUGCAGCUGUGUCAUGCUGAUUUAAAUUCAGCCAUUGCUCAUUCACUUCUGCUUCCGAAUAUUAUUCUAAGCACUGAUUGCAAACAGACAUGUCAUUAGGAAUUUUACUUCAUCACAUGAUUAAAUCAUUAUGGAUGUCCAAUUUCUUUCCAAACAGCAAAACCUCAUAUUUUCACAAUAUAGCUGCUAUUUUAGAAUUAUUGAUAUCUGGAAUUGAAGUUUUAAUUUGUAUUUUAAACUAUAUUGCUGGAUAUGUGUGUGUCAUCUGUGUGACACAAUAAUGUCUUUUGAUCAUUAUUAUUAUUACUACCCAUUUUAUAGUUUUGUAUGUUAAUAAUUCCAAGACAUGUGUACAAUUGUACCAAAAUCCUGUUCAGCAAUUAAUAUAAAGCCAGAAUUGGCAACUCCUUCAAAUAACUAUCAACAAACUGAGAUAAAAAUUUGUAGCAAAUUAAACUUCCAUGCAGACCAAGUGUUAUGGAGACCACAUCAUCAGCAUUAACUCUAUCAGCAAUUGGAGGGAGGGUGGAAGCAAAGGUGGCCAAGUGUCAGUUAAUCAUAAUUUCUAAGACAGAGACAGUCUUCUGCCAUGUGGAAUCUAGUCUGCUUUUCUUAAAAGCAGGAAAAGGCUCUGUUCUGUCAUACUGGCACUGAAACAUGAUUCACCUGCUAGUCCAAACCGGUUCCACUCAUGAAAAAUGAAUUGUGGGGCAGAAGUUGAGCAAAGAGCAGGGGUGAAAUGCUCCUGGUUCGGACUGGAUCAGCCGAUUCGAUAAUGAUGGUGGUGGGUGGUUCGGAGAACUGGUAGCAAAAAUCUCUGGCCCCCCGCCCAUGCCCACCCAAUCACCUGGUCGCCCACUUGCCGCUUCUUUU
Molecule: messenger RNA, 3718 nt
Organism: Ahaetulla prasina
Lineage: Eukaryota; Metazoa; Chordata; Lepidosauria; Squamata; Colubridae
Gene: SHISA8
Product: shisa family member 8
Exons: 6
Coding region: 1-1587 (528 amino acids)
Biological process (GO): regulation of short-term neuronal synaptic plasticity; regulation of AMPA receptor activity
Cellular component (GO): AMPA glutamate receptor complex; dendritic spine membrane; postsynaptic density
Source: RefSeq, a predicted model, not a curated record